AUGGCUUCCACUGCUCAAAUCCACGGUCUCGGAACCGCUUCUUUCUCUUCCCUUAAAAAACCCUCUUCUAUUUCCAGCAAUUCCAAAACCCUUUUCUUCGGUCAACGUCUCAAUUCCAAUUUCUCUCCCUUCACCCGCUCAGCAUUCCCCAAACUGAGUAGCAAAACGUUCAAGAAGGGUUUUACCCUCAGAGUCGUCAAUGAGAAAGUCGUCGGUAUCGAUUUGGGAACCACCAAUUCCGCCGUCGCCGCCAUGGAAGGUGGAAAACCGACUAUUAUCACCAACGCCGAAGGUCAGAGAACGACUCCCUCUGUCGUGGCGUACACCAAGAACGGUGAUAGGUUGGUCGGUCAAAUUGCCAAGAGGCAGGCCGUUGUCAAUCCCGAGAACACCUUUUUCUCCGUCAAGAGGUUUAUUGGAAGGAAGAUGUCCGAGGUUGACGAAGAGUCUAAGCAGGUCUCUUACAGAGUUAUCAGAGACGAUAACGGUAACGUCAAACUUGAUUGUCCCGCUAUCGGUAAAUCUUUCGCAGCCGAAGAGAUUUCUGCUCAGGUUUUGAGGAAGCUUGUUGAUGAUGCUUCCAAGUUUUUGAAUGAUAAAGUAACUAAGGCUGUGGUUACUGUGCCUGCAUACUUCAAUGAUUCUCAAAGAACUGCUACCAAGGAUGCUGGAAGGAUUGCUGGUCUUGAAGUUCUUAGAAUUAUCAAUGAACCAACUGCUGCAUCCUUGGCUUAUGGUUUUGAAAGGAAAAACAAUGAAACUAUUUUGGUGUUUGACCUUGGAGGUGGUACUUUUGAUGUCUCAGUGCUUGAGGUUGGUGACGGAGUGUUUGAGGUGCUGUCUACUUCUGGAGAUACACACUUGGGUGGUGAUGAUUUUGAUAAGAGAGUUGUUGAUUGGUUGGCUGGUGACUUCAAGAGAGAUGAAGGUAUAGACCUUUUGAAAGACAAACAAGCUCUUCAGCGCCUUACCGAGACAGCUGAGAAAGCAAAAAUGGAGCUUUCAUCAUUGACUCAAACAAACAUCAGUUUGCCAUUCAUAACUGCCACAGCAGAUGGCCCCAAACAUAUUGAGACCACUCUUACAAGGGCUAAAUUUGAAGAAUUAUGUUCAGAUCUUCUUGACAGACUUAGGACACCAGUGGAAAAUUCAUUGAGGGAUGCAAAGCUCUCAAUUAAGGACAUUGAUGAGGUGAUUCUUGUUGGUGGGUCAACACGUAUUCCUGCUGUUCAGGAGCUCGUGAAGAAGUUGAUUGGGAAGGACCCAAAUGUCACUGUUAAUCCAGAUGAAGUGGUUGCCCUUGGAGCUGCUGUUCAGGCUGGUGUCUUGGCUGGAGAUGUCAGUGACAUUGUGCUGUUGGAUGUUUCUCCACUGUCAUUGGGUUUGGAAACUCUUGGUGGUGUGAUGACCAAGAUUAUUCCAAGAAACACUACCCUUCCCACCUCAAAAUCAGAGGUUUUCUCUACUGCUGCUGAUGGGCAGACAAGUGUAGAAAUCAAUGUCCUUCAGGGCGAGAGAGAAUUUGUUAGGGACAACAAAUCUCUUGGUAGCUUUCGCUUAGACGGUAUCCCUCCCGCACCUCGCGGGGUUCCUCAAAUUGAGGUGAAAUUUGACAUUGAUGCAAAUGGUAUUCUAUCGGUUGCUGCCAUAGACAAGGGUACAGGGAAGAAACAAGAUAUUACCAUUACUGGUGCCAGCACUUUGCCUGGUGAUGAGGUUGAGAGAAUGGUCAGUGAGGCAGAGAGAUUUUCAAAAGAGGACAAAGAAAAGAGGGAUGCAAUAGACACCAAGAACCAGGCGGACUCUGUUGUCUACCAGACUGAGAAGCAAUUGAAAGAGCUAGGAGAGAAGGUUCCUGUACCUGUUAAAGAAAAGGUGGAAGCUAAACUGGGAGAACUUAAAGAAGCUAUUAGCGGUGGUUCAACUCAAACUAUUAAAGAUGCCUUGGCUGCCCUCAACCAGGAAGUUAUGCAGCUUGGUCAGUCUCUAUAUAACCAACCUGGAGCUGCAGGCCAAGCAGGACCUACACCACCUGGUGGCGAGUCUGCCCCUUCAGAAUCCUCAGGCAAGGAGGGACCUGAAGGAGAUGUGAUUGAUGCCGAUUUUACCGACUCUAAAUGA
Vicia faba (fava bean) is the source of this 2121-nucleotide messenger RNA. Lineage: Eukaryota; Viridiplantae; Streptophyta; Magnoliopsida; Fabales; Fabaceae. The record is from the annotation of a GenBank genome assembly.